CUCUUCUGACAUGUUCCUUCACAGUCAUGGUUUCCACUGAAAUCACAGAUGGAAAAGGCUCCAAGGUCCAGCCGUGCACUGUGGUGGUGACUGUGCUGCCCCGCUACCAUGGAAAUGACUGUCUGGCCGAGGACCUGUAUAAUUCCAGCCUGAAAAACCUGUCUACCCUCCAGCUGAUGGGGAGUUACACAGAAAUCAGGAACUACAUCACUGUGAUCACCAGAAUCCUGAGUCGUUUGUCUAAGGAGGACAAAACUGCCUCCUGCCACCAAUGGUCACGAAUACAGGAUGCAUUAAUUUCUUCAGUAUGCAAAUUAGCUUUUGUAGAUCAGGAAGAAAUGAUUGGUUCUGUUCUUAUGUUGAGGGACCUCGUGAGCUUCUCUAAUAAGCUAAGCUUUAUGAGUGCAGUUCUCAUCUUCAAAUAUACCCGGGCGCUCCUUGCUCAGGGCCAGUCCUCAGGGCCAUUUGUGGUUGACAAAGGAGUGAGGCUUGAACUCAUCGGUCUCAUAUGUAGAAUCUGGGAAGUCUCUGAGCAAGGAAACUCGAAGGAGGAAGGCUAUCUACAUGAAGAAGGAAUUACGGUUAUCUCAGAUUUAUUGUUGGGUUGUCUCCCUUUGAACCACGUUAGCACUGGGCAGAUGGAGUUCCGGACGCUUUUUCAUUACAACCUUCAGAGCUCUGUCCAGAGCCUGGGAUCUGUCCAGGUGCAUUUACCUGGUGACCUUGCUGGGCACAAUCCUGCUGGGGCGGAGACACAGAGCCCAUGCUACAUUAGCCAGCUCAUACUCUUCAAGAAGAACCCAUAUCCAGGGGGCCAAGCUCCUGGGCAGAUUGGUGGAGUUGUGGGCCUCAACCUCUAUACCUGCUCCAGCAGAAGACCCAUCAACUGGCAGUGGCUAAGGAAACCCGUGAUGGUCGAGUUUGGGGAGGAAGAUGGCCUGGAUAAUAGGAGAAAUAAAACAGCAUUUGUAUUGCUUCGGGAUAAAGUGAAUCUCCAUCAGUUCACUGAGCUUUCUGAAAACCCACAGGAAUCUCUACGGAUAGAAAUUGAAUUUUCCAAACCUGGUACAAGGGCAUUUCCGGUCAUGUUGCUAGUAAGGUUCUCUGAGAAACCUACUCCCUCUGAUUUUCUUGUGAAGCAGAUCUACUUCUGGGAUGAGUCAAUUGUGCAGAUUUAUAUACCUGCUGCUUCUCAGAAAGAUGUCAAUGUAGGCUAUUUAUCCUUAUUGGAUGCUGAUUAUGACAGAAAACCUCCAAACAAAUAUUUAGCGAAGGCAGUGAACUAUACGGUACAUUUCCAGUGGAUCCGAUGCCUGUUUUGGGACAAGAGAGAGUGGAAAUCUGAACGUUUCUCUCCACAACCAGGAACUUCUCCUGAAAAAGUGACCUGCAGCUACGAUCGCCUUGCGGCAUUUGGUCUCCUAAGGAGGAAGCUGAAGGCCAGUUUUGAAGUGAGUGACAUUUCCAAGUUACAGAGCCACCCAGAAAACUUGCUUCCCAGUAUUUUUAUUAUGGGUUCUCUGAUUCUUUAUGGAUUUUUGGUUGCUAAAAGCAGACAAGUAGAUCAUCAUGAAAAAAAGAAAUCUGGUUACAUCUUUCUGCAAGAAGCCCCCUUGCCAGGCCACCAGCUGUAUGCGGUCGUCAUUGACACCGGCUUCCGAGCUCCGGCCAGGUUGACCUCAAAGGUGUACAUUGUUUUAUGUGGUGACAACGGAUUGUCAGAAACCAAGGAGCUCUCCUGUCCAGAGAAGCCCCUGUUUGAAAGGAAUUCCAGACACACCUUUAUCCUGAGGUAUUCCAAAAUAUUUCACUGCUAGAUUUGGAUAAGAGAGGCCAAUCAGAAUUAGUGCAGCCUUAUCACAAAUACAAAACAGACUACAUAACAUUGGUCUCUAAUAGUGAGCAUCAAUUUAUAUACAAACAAUUUUAUGAUGUAUUUUUACAGUUUGUUAUUCUGAGUAGAUUAAACAAUAGGUUUAUGCGAGGCAAGGAAGGAAGGAGGGUGGGGGAAGAAGACUUACUGAUUUUACAUGUUAGUAAAGUUCAUAAUCAGUGUUUUCUAUGACACUAAACCUUCUGACCUUAAUUAGGUUUGUCCCCAGUUUGGAAGAGCGAGGACACGUGGUGUCACAAAGAUGGUGGGGUUGGAGAAAGAGGGAGUUUAACAAGAUAGGAUGCAAGCACCUGGCAAUUUAGAAAAUUUGAAAGGACAUAUUUAGAAAAUAUGAAAGGACUGAACUAAAUUAUUUUUUCUCCUGGUAAAUUUCAUGCAUGAUAUUUAUUGGUUUGGAGUAUUAUGUCUUCAUUAAGAGAGAAAAGGUUAACUUUAAUCCACACCAGAGACAAACAGAUGAACGAGAUUUGUGUGACUUUGGUUUGGGAAAGCUGGUGGAUAUUGAAGGCCUGAGUGCAGGGUCACUGUGCGUGGUGGGAUCUCCCAUCCUCUGGUCGGGUUCCAGGGGGCUUCACAUGUCACUCUGCAUGUCAGUCACCUUUGACAUGUCCCAUCCCCCCUCUGUGGGCCAUCAGUGCCUUGAGGGUGAGCACUGGGGCUGAUGGGAUGCCAGGACCACACUGUCACCCUCCCAGCUGAUGAGACGCUGCUGUGUGUGCCUCCAGCACUCCUGCCCAGCUGGGCCUGCUGAGGAAGAUCUGCCUCUGGCACGACAGCCGUGGGCCUUCCCCAGGCUGGUUCAUCAGCCACGUGAUAGUGAAGGAGCUGCGCACAGGACAGGGCUGGUUCUUCCCUGCCCAGUGCUGGCUGUCUGCCGGCAGGCAUGAUGGUCGCGUGGAGCGGGAGCUCACCUGUCUGCAAGGGGGACUCGGCUUCCGGAAGCUCUUCUAUUGCAAGUUCACAGAGUACCUGGAGGAUUUCCACAUCUGGCUGUCGGUGUACAGCAGGCCCUCCUCCAGCCGCUACCUGCACACACCACGCCUCACCGUGUCAUUCACCCUGCUGUGCGUCUACGCGUGUCUCACUGCCCUGGUCGCUGCUGGAGGGCAAGAGCAGGUGAGGGCCGUCGCUUUUCCUUACAGCAGCUUCCAGAUCCCAGACUACACUGUGGCCCCUUUUUGCCUAAGAAAUCAACAAAGCUCACAGUCCUCUGAGAAAAGUGUAAACCAGGGGAAGCAAGCCUGGCUGCCUGGGGACCGGAGAAGGAGCAGGAGGGCUCUGCCCGGUGUGGCACUGGGUGGGCCUGCACAGCCCUGACUC
Molecule: messenger RNA, 3214 nt
Organism: Macaca mulatta (Rhesus monkey)
Lineage: Eukaryota; Metazoa; Chordata; Mammalia; Primates; Cercopithecidae
Source: RefSeq, a predicted model, not a curated record